Messenger RNA from Symsagittifera roscoffensis, 2330 nucleotides. RefSeq lists its product as uncharacterized. The record is from RefSeq and is a predicted model, not a curated record. Lineage: Eukaryota; Metazoa; Xenacoelomorpha; Acoela; Convolutidae. The transcript has 8 exons. Bases 346 to 2124 code for a protein of 592 amino acids.
AUUUCUAUUGGCCACUUUUGAACAGGUAUUGUAGGACUGAUUUAUCGCCAGUGAAUUGGAGUCAUUUUUAAUCAUUAGAUUCCAGUGUCGAUUUGAAAAACCAAUAUUUUACUUGGAAAAUUCGUGAAAUCAGUUGUUAAAAAACCAGUUAAAAUAAUUUGCACAAAUCAGUAAAUUUAAUUUCUAUAUUUGGCUUUUAUAUGCUGUGUUUUAUUAAAGUGAAGGUGUUUUAUUUGAGCAAGUUUUAGCAGUUCAAUUAAAAAUUUUGUUUAUUGAAUUUAAUUUAUCCGAGUUGAAAAUUCCUGUUUCUGAAAAAUCAGAAAAAUUAGUUUUCAUUUGCCAAAAAUGGAUCUUCAGAAUCACCAGCAAAAUCAUCCGGCUUUGAUGUUGUACAGAAAGUAUCUGGACCAGAACUGUAAUAUGCCAAGGCUUCCAAACUUGUACGACCAAGUCAAUCUCGCCUCCCAGGUUCCACCCAACAGUUCCUCCGCGACCACUCUUCUGAGCCAAAAUGGAACCCCAAUGUCAACAGUUCCGCUUCCCCCUCGUCCCAUUCUGGGGGGCUCCAUGGCGGGAAACUCGAUCUCCUCGACUGGUUUCACCCACCCUGCCUUGGCCUCUCUGAGUCAUCAGGCCAGUUUGGCCAUGAUGGAUUUGACCCCUAAUACCAUUCCGAAGAACAUGGGGCAGGCAGCGGGACUAGGACAUCAUGCCGGAUUUCCAGGUGGAAAUAUUCAUCACAAUGCACUCGCAGCUAUGACUGCAAAUUUGAACCCGUCAGCAGCUGCGGCUAUGCUUUUCAACCCUAUGUUGUUCCAACAAAAUCUGAAUGGGAUGACAAACGGAAACAAUAAUCCGACUGGAUCACUUCCCGCAAUAUUUGCCGGCGGAGUCUCGGGGAUUCCGUCUGCCGACGAUCGAGUGAAGUUAGCGACCCUUCAGAACCACUUGUUUUAUUUGCAACAUCAGCAGCGACAGCAACAGGCGAACCUUUUGGCAUCAGCAACGACUUCGAUUGUGUCAGAAAAACAAGAUGAAGUAUCGCCGACUAUUCGAAAAACACCUGAAGCGUCAGAAGAGUUACCGGGUGGCAAAACCAGCCCUUAUGAGACACCUCAUCUAGGUUUAAAGAGAACUCUCGAUAGCUCCCAUAGUUGUGAAAUAAUUCAUCCUUCGGAUGCGGAAUGCCAGAGAAAAAACAAGGAAGCCAAAAUCAGCCCGAAACUGAGCGAGUCCGGUAGUUUUGGCAAAAAUGACACUUCCCUUCUUAGUCCAGAAGCAUCUGCAUCCGGAGAACAGAAUUAUGCCAGUCAAACACCGGCAAUCACGAAAUCACCAGGUCUGGCUUCUGAUAAUAACUUUGUGGAAGUGAUAAGCUUGAAAAAUCAUAAAGAAAAAAUCGAAUGUCCGCUGUGCAAAGAGGAUAUCGAGAAAAGAAAUGUUUCUGGCCACCUGAUGGAGGAAUUCCAAAUUCUGCAGAAGAAGUUUCUUAGAAACAAAAAUGGAAGGAGUGAACAAACGACAUCCCAGAUCUCAGAGGAAAGACUUCAAACAUUUUCGCGAAUCCGAUCAAAUCGACAGGAAAGAAUAUCAUGUUUGGCUGGCAAGUUGAGACACUUCAAGCAUUCGUACCCGUCAAUGAUAGGAGUAGCAACUGACUCCAAAACAUCCACUCGGAACAGCACAGCUCCUGGGAAAACGUCGCCCCGGGAAAUAUCUUCUUCCCAAUUAAGCUCUAGAGCCACCCCUGUGAGCUUCAUGAAGGAGGAGGCAGAGGAUAUUCCUCUCAGCUCACCUUUGAUGUCUCCCAGUUCGGUAAUCAGAAACAGCCUGGAUCACUUUGACAAGUUCUCGACACCAAAGAACCAAUUCGAUAAGGAUCUUUCUCCCAAUGGAAACAAAAGACUUCUUCUUAUCGAGUCAAUUCUGAGCAGUGACUCCAAUUUUAACGGACUGCAAAAGGAAUCCGAAACGAAAUUCACAGAAGCUACGAGUUCCGAAAUUAGUCCCAAAAUCCCGAGUCCCGCUGGAUCGUUCCAGGAGCAGUAUACACGCGACAAUGACGUCAUAGAAGGAUCAUUUAAGCGACUCACUUCGUCAGCCAAUGAGAUUCAAGUGCGAUAAAAAUUGACGAGUUAACUGUUUGCGAAUAAAAUUGCACCUCGCACGCAGUGCAACAAUUGCACGUUCAUCAAAAGAAGCUGCACUGGCUGAGCACGGAUGUAAAUUCAUGCACUAUGCAUCAAAAUCAUCAGAUAUAAUUUGUAAUGGCAGAGAGUGUUGGUGGCAGAGGGUGUUGGAUAUUUAUCAUAACUAUAAAUUUUAACCUA